This is a messenger RNA of Loa loa (African eye worm), 378 nucleotides long. RefSeq lists its product as hypothetical. The transcript has 4 exons. The record is from RefSeq and is a predicted model, not a curated record. Bases 1 to 378 code for a protein of 125 amino acids. NCBI's taxonomy places the organism in Eukaryota, Metazoa, Nematoda, Chromadorea, Rhabditida, Onchocercidae.
AUGAAAAAACAACAUUUGCUUGACAAAUAUCAUGCUCUAUUUGUUUCUCAUGGGAAUUGUAUCAACGAAAAACUCUUUUCAGCGAUGGAAGGAAAACAAAUUCAAGCUGAUAUCUUCGCUGGACAUUUUACUUCACCAGUUAUCGGAUUUCGGUCUGAAAUUUUCAAUAUAGAAAGGAAUGAGUGUAUACCCGGAUCAAAUUUUCGCAAUCUUCUGUUCAAUAUUGGUGUUCGAGUAGGUGAUUCAGAUGCAUCAUUCUCAAAAAUCGAUGAUUUGAAAGUAUUUGAAACUUUCUUAGAAGGUGUCACUUGCUCCACACCAUCACCAAAGAUGCGCUCACGUGUGUUUGCUGAUGAACUGCUACGUUUGGGCGUCUGA